Messenger RNA from Sinocyclocheilus rhinocerous, 1308 nucleotides. RefSeq lists its product as uncharacterized. NCBI's taxonomy places the organism in Eukaryota, Metazoa, Chordata, Actinopteri, Cypriniformes, Cyprinidae. The transcript is spliced from 9 exons. Bases 1 to 1308 code for a protein of 435 amino acids. The record is from RefSeq and is a predicted model, not a curated record.
AUGACAGGAAGUGAAGUGGGAGAAAGAGAGGAGGGGGGCAGGAUCAGGAAGGACCUCAAGUCGGGAUUUGAACACGGGACAUCCAAAGCACAAUGGCACUAUAUGUCAGCACACUGCCCACAAGGCUAUCGAAUGGAGAAUUAUGAGAAUUGUGCCAGAAGAAUUCAGGCGUAUUGGAGAUCUUUUAGGGACAGAUGGCUCUUCAGACUCCUGAUGAAUACUGUACGCUCUGCAGAACAGUGUCUGGCAUCAGCAGUUCUGCAUCAGCUCAGUCCCAGAGAAGCUGAACUCCUGAAAGACCCCAGUCUGAAGUGCAAGAUCAGAUUCAGGCUUGCAGGUCCUUGGUUUCCACCCUCAGUUGUCUUCAAUAUUUUCCACAUUGGAGGAGGAGGACACUAUCUGUCUGGCAAAAAAGUAUUUUCUCCCUCCAACCAGGCCACAGCAGACGCCUGCAGAAUGAUGGGAAACAGAGCAUUUAUGGAUCUCAUUUCAAUGGAUGAGUUUCACAAAGCUGCUGUUGAACCACAAGAUGUGAUUUGCAUGAGAGACUAUAUGCAGUAUUCCAGCCACUUGGAUGAGCUUCCAGCAUGUGUAGGGGGAAGGGAAAACGGAUGGAGGUUCCUGUCUCUGAAGGUGCUGUCCCGGGACGUCAUGCUCAGAGAGGGUGUAAAGCCAGGAACAAGAGGCAGGUUGAAGACAGCACUGCUGUUCAGACAUCUCGCAUCUCAGACAUCUCAUUUUGCUGGACAGCAGCUCUCACACAGAGGUUCUCGGGUUUCUACACGACAAUCUGCCCGCGCUCAAAACACUGCGGCCCGCAAGAGACGCCUCUACGGCCUGAGUGAGGCUGAAAGAAUAUUAGAUGAACAGAAGCAUAUGGACAGCAUUAACACACACGACAUGAAGAAACUGAACGUGACGACUGAGAAACGGGACAUCAAGAUAGUUCUACCAUCAGUUGAGACUGAAGAGUCUGAAUGGGAGGAAGAGGCUGAGAAACUGUGCAACUGCAGCUCGUUGUUAGCUUCGCUUUCGCCGGGUGAAUGUUGCUCUUCGGCCUUCCGCGUUUUCCUGCGGCUCUGCGCAGUGUCUGUCUGCGGAGCUCCGCCCUCCCUGCGCACUGCGCGGCCCGCCCAGCGCCCGCUAACUCCCGAUCCAGCCCUGCCCGAGUCUGGGGGUAUCCGACGGCCUGCCUGCCCGGGGAAAAUCUGGAGGCCGCCCCGCGCGUUGAUCUAUGGUAAGCGCGCCGAUGGCGACGAAUCGGACCGCGCGGGUUUCAUCCCACGCUACGCCAGCUUUAUGCGCUGA